Ailuropoda melanoleuca (giant panda) is the source of this 2884-nucleotide messenger RNA. It is a transcript of the gene IL2RA, whose product is annotated as interleukin 2 receptor subunit alpha. Gene Ontology annotation, biological process: inflammatory response. NCBI's taxonomy places the organism in Eukaryota, Metazoa, Chordata, Mammalia, Carnivora, Ursidae. The record is from RefSeq and is a predicted model, not a curated record. The transcript is spliced from 8 exons. The coding region runs from base 264 to 1106 and encodes 280 amino acids. Gene Ontology annotation, molecular function: interleukin-2 binding; interleukin-2 receptor activity.
UCCUAUAUUUGAGAGUAGAGAGGGCUAGGCACAAUUUCCUGACUGAACAAAGCAGCCUAAUACUUAUAAAGAGCAACUCCAGACUGUCAUAGAGACUAGAGGGACCACAGCAAGGGUGACACCCCGAACGGAUUGAUAUCCUCUCAUCUCCCAUCCUCCCAGCAUGAUGCAAAUAAGAGGCUGAUAGAAAACUCGGCCUUCUGCAAAGAAACACCUUCUCUUCACUGCCCUCAGGAAGGCGGCUGAUCCCACGUGCCAGGAAGAUGGAGCCAAGCUUGCUGAUGUGGGGAAUCUCUACAUUCGUCACGGUGUCUGGCUACGUGACAGACCUGUGUGACGGUAACCCGCCAGACCUCAAGCACGCCACAUACAGAGCUCUCGAGUACAAGACGGGCACGGUGUUGAAUUGUGGGUGUGAGAGAGGCUACCGCAGACUAAGCAACUUCAUGCAUUGUGCGGGAAACGCCAGCCACGCUUCCUGGGAAAACAGAUGUCAGUGCAGAAGUACAUCCUCCAAGAGCACAGAAAGACAAGUUACUCCUAGACCCAAAGAACAGAAGGAAAAGCAGAGCCCAACGCUGCCCGUGGACCAAGGUAACCUUCUAGGUCACUGCAGGGAGCCUCCUUCCUGGGAACAUGAAGAUCCAAAGAGAAUCUACCACUUUGCGGUGGGGCAGACGGUUCACUACCAGUGUGCACAGGGAUUCAGGGCCCUACACAGAGGUUCUGCCCAGAGCGUCUGCAAAAGGAUCUCAGGGAAGACCCAGUGGUCACAGCCCCAGCUCAAAUGCAUAAGUGAGAGGACGGACAGUCCGUUUCCAGAUGACGCAGGAGAGCCUCAAGCAAGCACCGGUGCUCCUGGGAGAGACACUUCCUCCCCCUUGAAAAUGACAAGUACUACCGAUUUCCACAAACACACGGAAGUGGCUACCGCCGCGGAGUCAUUCAUAUUCACAACCGAGUAUCAGAUCGCAGUGGCCGGCUGCGUUCUCCUGCUGAUCAGCGUCCUCCUUCUGAGCGGGCUCACCUGGCAGCGGAGAUGUAUUACACCUAUGACUGUGACUUGGCUGUGUCACCACAGGAGGGAGAGUAGAAGAACCAUCUAGAAAACCAGAAGUGGUAAGAAGCCAAGAACAGCUCACAGAAGUCAAGGAGCAUAAGCAAAAUCAAAGAAGUCGAACGCUCACCCAAGAGGCAUCUCCUGUGAUCUCUUGGGUUUUGGAAAACUCUGAAGUCACAUGCUGACACACCGGGCAAUGGCAGCCUCAUGACAAAACCAGCUCUGUAGUAUCAACAAGUGAACUUGACCUGCUUCUGCAGAGCAGCUCCAAGGUCACUGGAGGAACAGGAAGGAACAGCCAGAACUGUAGGUCUUAUUUUCAUGUCGACAUGGUCAUUCAGGCUUGAACAGCAUGGGACUCUCUCCACACCAUAUACAGUAUAAAGAAGAGUAGCUUCGUAUUAAUUUCACCCUAACUUCUCAGUUUAGAAAUCCCAAGGAAAACCCCAGCACCAAUGUAAAUAGACACACACACACACACACACACACACGCACGCACUCCCCACCCUACGUGAUUGGACCUCACCCUGUGAUGGACGCAGAUUCUUCCCCAACUUUUGGCGGAUUAGCCCAUUCUCCUGGCCACAUUCCUUCAGGAACGCCUUCUAAGAACUCCGAAUCUUUUUGUCCUUAGCUCAGUCCUCUAAACUAGCCCCCUUCCACUUCAGUCUGAAUUUCUGAAUUUCUAAACAGAAGCCAUAGCAGAGUAAUCUUUGGGUAACACCGACAGAGGGCAACCACACCUUUGGGGAUCACAGAGCUCAGCGUUUAAAAGGAUUUUGCUAGAAGUACGCUGGGAAAAGAAGGGGAAACUACGUCCCAGGUAACAAACUGUACGUAGUAAAAAAGAGCUACCUGUAUGUUACUAACACACCCCUCUUACCGGUUCGUUUCUGUGGGAUUGCUAUAAAUGAUGCUCUGAAUUUGGUCUGCACGAGGGUGAUGUUCUCAGACACGUCACGUGCGAAUGCCUACAUUUCCGAAUCAGUAUCAUAAGAGCACUGAUAAGGGAUCGAAACACUCUAUGGAUGGAAGGAAAGAAGGAAGUGUGGCGCAGGGAGGGAGAUCACACUGACAGAAGGUAACCUGCAAAAGGUCACCCCUUAGUAGCCCUCAAACUGUUAGCAAUACGGUUAGCAAAUCAGACUCACCUGGAGGCCCAGUUAGACCAUGGCGGGGGCGGGGGCACAUCUCCUGGGUCUCUGAGUCAGCAGGUUCAGGCCGGCCAAGGAUUUACACUUGUAACAAGUUCCAGGUGAUGCUGCUGAGGCUGGCCUGGCCUGGAGACCACACUUUGAGAACCACUGGGUUGUAGGUCUCCAUGCCCAUCCACUCUCAAAAAUCACAUGAUUAAGGAGAAAGGUUAAAACCGGCCAGUGUUCAUUUCUGAAAGGCCAGGAAAGUGUUAUUUUAAAAAUGGACAGGCAUCAGCAGGACCAUAUCCAGAUUAAAGAACCAUUUUCUGCCCCUUCUGUGACUAACCAAGUACAGUCCAGAUCCCAGUGUCCACUUCCCCAUGCCCCCAAGUACAUGUUUUCUGGGUUGAGGGGAAUCUCAGACCAGGAAAAAAAAAAUUUUUUUUUAGUGUUACUUAUCUUGAGUAAAAUUGAAUUAUCAUGACUCAUUUUGGCAGGGGGGAGACCUAUGAGACCAAAUGUAUUAAAUAAUGAUUAAGAUAUUAUUUACCUUUUUCAUGCUCACUCUAAGUGUGUGGUGGAGUUUUCCAGAAACUACAUGAUAUGUGAUGAUGUCAUCGCUCUGAUGUUAACAUGUAAUGAGUAUUACUAUUGUUUAUAAGAGAACUAAUAAAUAAUAUUUUUUAAA